Messenger RNA from Salvia hispanica, 4539 nucleotides. The record is from RefSeq and is a predicted model, not a curated record. Lineage: Eukaryota; Viridiplantae; Streptophyta; Magnoliopsida; Lamiales; Lamiaceae.
AUCAUAAAAUACAGAUCUAACUACCUGAUUUUCCAAAAUUGUUGAAUUUAUUUUUUCAUUUGAAUUGUGGAAGGCAGGAAGGAGACGACAUUGAAUUUUUCGGACAUCAACUCUGUCUGUGUUUUUCCAACCCAACGUGCCUUGCAUGCUCUGUAAACUCCAGAUCUCAUCAAACUCCACUCUCUUCUUCCUUUUGAUUAUUCAUACACAACAACCCUUUGAUCUGCAGUUCCUGGCAGAUAGCAAAGCCUCCUAGAUGCCCAGCGAGCCCUCCUCCUCCGCCUCAUGGGACUGCAUUCUGCCGGGGCCUCCCUCCAAGCACAAUGGCGGAUCCGCCGACCUCUCCGCCGCCGGCCUCCUCGCCUACGCUGCCGGCAGCUCCGUCGCCAUCCUCGACACCCACUCGAUGCAGCUCGUCUCCACCCUCCCCCUCCCCCCUCCCUCCUCCUCCGCCGCCUCCGCCUUCAUCACCGCUGUCAGGUGGUCCCCCUUCUCCCUCCCUCACCACCUCCUCGAGACCGAAUCCUCCUCCCCGCACCUCCAGCUCGCCGUCGGCGACCGCCACGGCCGCAUUUGCCUGCUCGAUUUCCGCUCCAAAUCCCCCGCCUUCUUCUUCGACACCUCCAACCCUAAUUCCCCCAAAUUGGGCGUCCAGGAUCUCUGCUGGAUCCAGACCCGAUUGGACUCCUGGUGCCUCGCCGCCAUCUCUGGCCCCUCUCUGCUCUCGAUUUACAACGCCACCACCGGCCGAUGCUUCUUCAAGUACGACGCCUCGCCGGAGUACUUCUCCUGCAUACGCCGCGACCCCUUCGAUUCCUGCCAUGCCUGUUCCCUGGGGCUUAGGGGGUUCCUGCUCUCGGUGAAAUUGCUCGGUGACGAAUCGGAGAACGAUGUCAUGCUGAAAGAGCUCAAGGUUCGCACAGACGCCACGGAAUUGCAUAGGCUGGAGAGGGAUUCUGCUAUUGAGACUAGCAAUGGGGCGCCGGUGUCGUCGCUUUUCCCCAAUUACGUGGCUAAGUUUGCAUUCUCACCGCACUGGAAGCAUGUUAUACUAGUUGGCUUUCCGAGAGAGCUUGUGUUGUUUGACUUGCAGUACGAAUCAGUGUUGUUUGCGGCAGGGUUGCCUAGGGGAUGUGGCAAGUUUUUGGAGGUGUUGCCUGAUGUGAACAUGGAGGUUUUCUACUGUGCUCAUUUGGAUGGGAAGCUCACUACUUGGCGGCGUAAAGAGUCUGAGCAGGUUCAUAUUAUGUGUUCAAUGGAAGAAUUAGUGCCCUCAAUUGGCACUACAGUUCCUUCUCCCUUAGUUCUUGCAGUUGCGAUCUCACAAUCAGAUUACACACUCCAAGACAUUAUCAGACGUUGUCCUGACACAGAUCCCGUUGAUUUUGAAUUGGAUAAUCCUCUGGCUUUCAUUGAUGAAUCUCAUAUAAUUUCUAAAACCCAUUUACUAUCCGUUUCGGAUGAUGGAAAAGUGUGGAAAUGGCUCCUAACUGCUGAAAGAUCUAAGGAUGUUAACAGAGAUUCUGAAUGUGUGAAAAAAGUCGAUGAAACCAGUGAAGUUCCAAUUUCAGAAGUUUCUUCAUCUGGUCAAUGUACCGGGAAUAUCGUGACACAUCCAGAUAGCAUAAAUGGCAGAGAGAACAGUAAAACUGCUUGCGCUGUUGUUUCUGAUGAAGUGUCAUUUAAGACCAAUCUAGUUGGACAGCUUCAUCUUCUGUCAUCAGCUAUUUCUAUGCUAGCUGUGCCAUCCCCCUCACUGACAGCUACUUUGGCACGUGGUGGAAACUCGCCCGCUGUAGCUGUUCCUCUAGUUGCAUUAGGAACGCAAAGUGGUACCAUUGAUGUAAUUGACAUUUCAGCCAAUGCUGUUGCUGCAAGUUUUUCUGUUCAUAGCAGUGUGGUCAGGGGUUUACGUUGGCUUGGAAAUUCAAGAUUGGUGUCAUUUUCUUACACACAGGGAAGUGAGAAAAUAGGAGGCUAUGUUAACAAGCUUGUUGUAACCUGCCUAAGAAGUGGCCUUAACCGAACGUUUCGAGUAAUGCAAAAGCCAGAGCGGGCACCGAUUAGAGCAUUAAGGGCUUCAUCUUCUGGGAGAUAUCUUUUGAUUUUGUUCCGUGAUGCACCCGUGGAGGUUUGGGCAAUGACGAAGACUCCAAUAAUGUUGAGGUCAUUAGCUCUUCCAUUUACUGUUCUUGAAUGGACUCUUCCAACAGUUCCAAGGCCAGCCCCAAAUAAACCUUCAAGGACCCCUUCAUUUUUAUCCCGUGGUGGCAACCCCCCAGCGGAGACUUCUUCCCCUACUAAAGCAUCAACUGAUACUAAAGAAGGAGCGGAUGGAGCACAAGAUGAAUUUUCAGAAAGCUUCGCAUUUGCUUUGGUGAAUGGUGCACUUGGAGUAUUUGAGGUGCAGGGACGAAGAAUCAGAGACUUUAGACCAAAGUGGCCUACGUCUUCAUUUGUUACCUCCGACGGAUUGAUUACAUCUAUGGCUUAUCGCUUGCCUCAUGUAGUGACGGGGGACAGGUCAGGCAACAUACGUUGGUGGGAUGUCACUACAGGGCAGUCUUCCUCCUUCAAUACUCACAGGGAUGGUAUCAGGAGAAUUAAGUUCUCACCAGUUGUUCCUGGGGAUCGUAGCCGUGGGCGCAUUGCUGUUCUAUUUUAUGACAACACAUUUUCUGUGUUUGAUCUUGAUUCACCUGAUCCAUUGGCUAAUUCCCUUUUACAACCACAAUUUCCUGGAACACUAGUACUUGAACUUGAUUGGCUGCCUCUGCGGACAGAUAAGGAUGAUCCACUGGUACUCUGUAUUGCUGGUGCUGAUAGUAGUUUCCGCCUUGUUGAACUUAAUGUAAGUGACCAGAAAACCGGGGUGAUGAGUCCCAGAGCUCAGCCAGUCAAAGAGAGAUUUCGGCCAGUGCCUUUGCCUUCUCCAGUACUGCUCCCCACACCACAUGCCCUGGCAUUACGGAUGAUCUUACAACUGGGUGUGAAACCUUCAUGGUUCGACACAUUCAGCUCAGUCACGAGUGAGGAAUAUUCAUAUGCUGCUGGGACUCCAUCAGCUGGAGAUCUUCGUGGUUAUAUGAUUGAUUCACCAGGUGUUGGAGACUCUGCUGUUCCUGAGAUGCUGCUUAAAGUAUUAGAGCCUUACCAUAGAGAAGCCUGCCUACUUGAUGAUGAGAGAGUGAGACUAUAUUCCAAAAUUGUUAAAAGAGGCUCUACGAUGAGGUUGGCAUUUGCAGCUGCCGUCUUUGGUGAAUCCAUGGAAGCACUUUUCUGGUUACAGUUACCACAUGCUCUUAAGCACCUGAUGGAUAAAUUAGCUAACAAAUCGCCUCAACAAGGCCCACAUACAGCUCAAACUCGUGACAUCGACGCAUCUGUGUUGAGCAGGAUAUCCUCAAAAAGGAAAUCAGUGCCCGAAUCUAAGAAUAUUUUGAUUAAUGGUCAACUCAAAUUGAUGGCUUUUGACCAACAAGAAUUGUGGGAACGUGCUAAUGAACGUCUCACUUGGCAUGAAAGACUAGAGGGUGAAGAGGCCAUUCAGAACCGUGUACAUGAACUUGUGUCAGUUGGAAACUUGGAAGCUGCUGUUAGUGUGCUGCUCUCAACUUCUCCAGAGAGCUCUUACUUCUAUGUGAAUGCCCUGCGAGCUGUUGCUCUAUCCUCUGCUGUCUCCACGUCUCUACUUGAGCUGGCUGUCAAGGUAGUUGCUGCCAAUAUGGUCAGAAAUGAUAGGUCAAUGUCUGGCACACAUUUGCUUUGCGCCGUUGGAAGGUAUCAGGAAGCUUGUUCUCAGUUGCAGGAUGCUGGAUACUGGACUGACGCAGCAACACUAGCCGCAACACAUUUAAAAGGAUCUGAUUAUGCAAGGGUAUUGCAACGAUGGGCUGACCAAGUUCUUUACGUGGAACAUAAUAUCUGGAGGGCGUUGAUCCUGUACGUAGCAGCAGGCGCUCUGCAAGAGGCACUGGCAGCACUACGCACGGCACAGCUGCCAGACACUGCAGCCAUGUUCAUACUUGUUUGCCGUGAAAUCCACGCUGAGUUCCUCUCCCAGUUGGAUUCUGAGGAAGAUGAAACUUCCAAGGAGAAGGUGUCGAAUUUGCCUGGCCUAGACCCCUCAAACGAAGAAGUGAUUGCAGUUGGUGAAUAUUUCGGACAAUAUCAAAGGAAACUAGUACAUCUAUGCAUGGAUUCUCAGCCUUACGCAGACUAGGUAUUCCCCACAGCUGAUAAGGUUUCCAAACUAGUUUUCAUACCGAUAUUUGCCAGCCUGCUUAUCGCUAUCGAUAUCACCAUCAUGGAACAAAUAUUUUUCAUCUAAACCGAUGAGAGUCUUUUAUAGUUUUAGCGACGUUUAAGAAAGGCGUUUCUUGUAGUUGUAAUAUGUUUUUACCCCCCAAAUAUAAAUGGGAAUAGGAGUGUGUGUGUGUGUUGUAUACAGUAUGUACAUGCAUAUGAGGUUGGGGAAUCAAGUUUUGUAAUAGCAAUACCAUAUAAUUUGAUAUUGUAUAAUACACCAUUUUUUUGUUU